This is a messenger RNA of Vigna angularis (adzuki bean), 784 nucleotides long. RefSeq names its product coatomer subunit beta'-2. Gene Ontology annotation, molecular function: protein binding. Lineage: Eukaryota; Viridiplantae; Streptophyta; Magnoliopsida; Fabales; Fabaceae. Gene Ontology annotation, biological process: endoplasmic reticulum to Golgi vesicle-mediated transport; retrograde vesicle-mediated transport, Golgi to endoplasmic reticulum; intracellular protein transport. Gene Ontology annotation, cellular component: COPI vesicle coat. The record is from RefSeq and is a predicted model, not a curated record. The coding region runs from base 5 to 784 and encodes 259 amino acids. The transcript is spliced from 7 exons.
GACCAUGGCCAAAUCUUUUGAGGUUACUGAGUUACCAGUUAGAUCAGCCAAGUUUAUUGCACGCAGACAAUGGGUUGUUGCCGGAGCUGAUGAUAUGUUUAUUCGUGUAUAUAAUUAUAACACGAUGGAUAAGGUCAAAGUAUUUGAAGCACAUACUGAUUACAACUGUUUUCUUCUUUUUCAGAUUUGGAAUCUUGGCUCACCUGACCCUAAUUUUACAUUGGAUGCGCAUCAGAAAGGAGUAAAUUGUGUUGAUUAUUUUACAGGUGGUGACAAACCAUAUCUAAUCACUGGUUCUGAUGAUCACACUGCCAAGGUAUGGGAUUAUCAGACCAAAGGUUGUGUCCAGACCCUAGAUGGUCACACACACAAUGUAUCUGCUGUAUGCUUCCAUCCUGAACUUCCUAUAAUCAUUACUGGUUCUGAAGAUGGUACAGUACGCAUAUGGCACUCCACAACUUAUAGGCUGGAAAACACAUUAAACUAUGGCCUUGAAAGAGUCUGGGCUAUUGGAUACUUGAAGGGUUCACGUCGAGUUGUGAUUGGCUAUGAUGAAGGAACAAUUAUGGUCAAACUUGGUCGAGAGGUACCUGUGGCUAGCAUGGACAACAGCAGAAAAAUUAUUUGGGCUAAGCAUAAUGAAAUUCAGACUGUCAAUAUAAAAGGUGUAGGAGCAGAUGUUGAGAUUGCUGACGGAGAAAGGUUACCUUUAGCUGUUAUGGAGUUGGGCACAUGUGAUCUCUAUCCCCAAAAAGUAGCAUUUGUUCAUGAUUUAGCAAAUUAG